This is a messenger RNA of Exophiala viscosa, 1049 nucleotides long. RefSeq lists its product as uncharacterized. Lineage: Eukaryota; Fungi; Ascomycota; Eurotiomycetes; Chaetothyriales; Herpotrichiellaceae. The coding region runs from base 392 to 745 and encodes 117 amino acids. The transcript has a single exon. The record is from RefSeq and is a predicted model, not a curated record.
AAUAGAAAGGUUAUCAAUCCGUUAGAUACCCUGAUGUCAACAAGUCUGGAUUGCUAUGUUCAACAAGGUGCUCUGACCAUGUGAGUUACUGGGUGAUCGGUAGAAAAGAAUUGAACCACAUGGUAUCGACAUCUAUGCCAACUAUGCGUGCAAAGUGGCGUCUCGGUACCAAGAGUACCGCGAGACCUACGAUGCCCUCGGUUCGCACACCACAGCCCACGUAUACGCCACGAUCCAAGCCAGUCUGGAGCCGUACGAGCGGGACAGGCGAGCAACGCAAGUAGCUUACAUCCACGGCGACCCAGUCUUCUCCAACAUCGUGCUCGACGAGGCCGCUCGCAAGGUGACCUUCUUUGAUGUGCGAUCCCAACAAGGCGAUCGCUUCACCACCAUGGGCGAUGUGUGCUAUGACCUCGCCAAAGUCUUGCAAUCGUUGCAGGGGUACGACCACAUCGUGCUCACUGAAGAAGAGGCCUUGACCAAGUUAUCACAGGCUCAUGACGCUCAAGCGCAACUCUCCGCCAUUCUGAGACCAGAAGAUAGGUUGUUCCUGGGGACCUUGCAGAGGACAUUUUGGGACUUCGUGAGCGAUCGCUAUGGUGACAUUGUAGAACCCCACGAACUGCUCAUGCUGGUGGCAUCGCUGCUGUUCAGCCUCAUCCCUCUGCAUCGGCCGGCAUUCCAACCUUUGUUCUUGCACAUGUGCGUGAACAUUUUGGAGCAUGAGACCGCUUGCCCUGUUUGAGGCGGUCAUGGUGGCGUCUAGAUGAUCCUUCGAUCCUGGCUGGCUAGUGUUUUAUUCACGUCAUUGGAUAGUCAUUGACUGAUCCGCACAACACUAUAUGGCCCCUGACACCUGGUACAACUAUAUGCUUUCUCAUGGAGGUCGUAAGGCAGUUCUGCCCGGGUCAGGGGUAAUGUUCGGGCUAAGGCUAAUAUCGGUGUCAAGAUUUGCCAGGGUUGGGGGGUCGUGGACCGUGCUGGCUGGGGCACGAUCUACAAUUACGAUUGUGUCAAGAGACGGAUGUUGUGAAGGUGUUACUAAUGCA